This is a messenger RNA of Microthlaspi erraticum, 945 nucleotides long. The record is from the annotation of a GenBank genome assembly. NCBI's taxonomy places the organism in Eukaryota, Viridiplantae, Streptophyta, Magnoliopsida, Brassicales, Brassicaceae.
AUGGAAGUGAUGGCAUUCGCUGGAAAAGAUCCACUAAGAGCUCCAAUAUCUCUUGCUCUAGAAAUAGAGGUGUAUGCGAACUCGAUCGAGUCGGUCUACAGAAGACUUGGUCGAGCUAGACUUACAACGGGUAGAAAGAGGGUUCAGAGGUCACAGAGGGUACAAGAGGAACCUGAGGUGCUUGUUGCUGAUACAAUGGAUGUACCAGAGGGGAAUGGAAACCCUUUGGGCAAUGGACUCGGUCGAGCUAGGCAAACUCGACCGAUUGGUCAAGGAGAUGCUCCAAACCGCCACCAACAGAGACAAGGGAUUGUUCCACCACCAGUGCAGAACCACAACUUUGAGAUCAAGCUGGGAAUGAUCAACCUUGUCCAGAACAAGAUGUUCCAUGGAUUGCCAAGUGAAGACCCCAUUGACCACCUUGAUGAGUUUGAUAGGCUUUGUGAUUUGACAAAGAUCAAUGGUGUCUCUGAAGAUGCCAUCAAGCUGAGACUCUUUCCUAUGUCUCUAGCUGACAAAGCUCACCAAUGGGAGAAGAGCUUGCCCCAUGGCACAAUCACCACUUGGGAUGAAUGCAAGAAGGCCUUUCUUGCUAAGUUUUUCUCCACCGGUCGCACAGCCAAGCUUAGAGGAGAGAUAUCCAGCUUCAUCCAGCGAAACAAUGAGACAUUCGCAGAGGCUUGGGAGAGGUUCAAAGGCUACACAAGUCAGUGCCCACACCAUGGAUUCAACAAUGAAUCACUACUCUCCACUCUUUAUAGAGGAUGCUUGCCUAGGUAUAGGGAGAUGCUAGACACAGCUAGCAAUGGGAACUUCCUCAACCAGGAUGUAGAUGAUGGCUGGCAACUUGUGGAGAACAUGGCCAUAUCAACAGGAAGCUAUGGAGAAGAGUAUGAGCACAACUGGAGCUCGACCGCGCACUCGAUCGAGCUGGAGCUCAGAUGA